AUGUCGAUUAGGCCGGAGAUUAUUCUUCGUAAUCAUCCAAGCCAUCCAUGGCAUGUACUAGAGUUGAAAAACUAUAUGGAGCCAUACACUUGUGAUGGGUGCAAGGAAAAAGGUUUCGGCCCACGAUACCGAUGUGAAAAAUGUGAUUUUGAUCUUCACCAAGCUUGCACUUACAACCGAAUUGCCUCGGUUUCUCAUGACUACUUCCCGGGGUCGAAGUUCAGGUUCCUUAGAAACCCACCAAAACCGUGCCACCCAGAAUGUAUAAUAAGGUGUGACGCUUGUAGAAAGACCAUUAAAGGCUUCGUUUUCCAUUGCGAGGAAGAUAACUUGGAUCUUCACCCAUGUUGUCGAAACCUCAAAAGGAGUUACGAAAUCGAAGACGUGAAGUUCAACCUCCACAAGAAGGUGAGAGGGAAGUGCAUGUGGUGUAAUAGGAAGAGCCUUAAAGAUGGUGGUAACGACAAUGGUUGGUCUUACAUGUCUGAGUGUGGGAACUACCAUGUUCAUGUCGCUUGUAUUACUGAAAUGGCUUUGGAAGAAUGGUACAACUACAACAACAACAACAAACAGCAGAGAGGUGGAACAAGCAGCAGCAGUGGCGGUAGCAUGAGAGCGAUGAAGAGUACUACUACUACUACUACUGCACCACAAUCUUUGGCUGUGAAGUUGAAAGUGCAAGAAAUUCAAGCUCGAAGGCGCGGGGAUGGAGGAGGGAAGGACAAGUUUUGGAGAAUCCUAAAGUUCAUCAUCAAGACUGUUGUUAGUAUCGUUAUUGGAGAUCCGACCAUGAUUGUUGCCUCUUUCUUUGUCCAGCUACUUCCUUGA
Messenger RNA from Benincasa hispida (wax gourd), 828 nucleotides. RefSeq lists its product as uncharacterized. The record is from RefSeq and is a predicted model, not a curated record. Lineage: Eukaryota; Viridiplantae; Streptophyta; Magnoliopsida; Cucurbitales; Cucurbitaceae.